This is a messenger RNA of Anopheles arabiensis, 1845 nucleotides long. RefSeq names its product selenocysteine-specific elongation factor (gene eEFSec). NCBI's taxonomy places the organism in Eukaryota, Metazoa, Arthropoda, Insecta, Diptera, Culicidae. The transcript has a single exon. The record is from RefSeq and is a predicted model, not a curated record. Gene Ontology annotation, molecular function: GTPase activity; GTP binding; translation elongation factor activity. Bases 217 to 1809 code for a protein of 530 amino acids. Gene Ontology annotation, biological process: selenocysteine incorporation.
AAAUAAACUGAUCCGGAUGGAUCCCAUCCAACGACCAUCACUAUCCGGAACAGUUUGACAGCACCAUAAUAGGUAAACUCAGUGAAUGUAAACAAACAACCCGGUGUCUUGGAAAACUAUUCCCAGAUGCAGGGAAAAACUCGAUACACCGUUUCUGAAAGAUCACAGGAAUAGGGAAAAACUAACACCUAAAGUUCAAUAAAAGGCUUGCACAGUAUGUAUCUUAACCUUAAUAUUGGCAUACUGGGCCACGUGGACUCGGGAAAGACAACGUUGGCGAGAGCACUGAGCGCAAUUGCUAGUACGGCUGCCUUCGACAAAAAUCCCCAGUCCCAGGAACGGGGCAUAACACUCGAUCUGGGCUUCAGUGCACUGCAGGUGGAGCUACCGGACCACUUAAGGGAGCAAGCGAUUGCCGAAGGCUAUGAAAAGCUUCAGUACACCUUCGUCGACUGUCCCGGGCAUGCUAGUCUGAUACGAACCAUCAUCGGCGGUGCGCAGAUCAUCGACAUGAUGCUGCUGGUGAUCGAUGCGGAGAAGGGCAUCCAACCACAAACGGCCGAAUGUCUUCUCAUCGGUGAGCUGACGUGCCGGAAGAUGAUCGUGGUGCUGAACAAGGUGGAUGCGCUGCAAGAUCCGGCUCAGCGUACGAAAACGCUAGACCGACUGCGAAAGGGCAUUGCGGGCGUGCUUUCCAAGAUGUCGUUCGAUGCGUCACCCAUUGUGGCCAUUUCUGCGUCGACAGGUGAAAACGUUUCCGCGCUGGUAGAUACGAUGAACGGCAAAUCCUUCAUGCCGCAGCGCGAUAUGGCGCUACCGUUUAUGUUUGCCGUUGAUCAUUGUUUCGCCAUCAAGGGACAGGGGACCGUCUGUACCGGCACGGUACUGCAGGGCAGGUUGAGCGUGAACGAUGAGGUCGAAAUACCGAAGUUGAAGCUGCAGCGCAAGGUCAAAUCGAUACAAAUGUUUCGCAAAAGCUACCAAACCAUUCGGCAGGGCGACCGGGCUGGAAUAUGCAUUACCCAGUUCGAUCCGAAAUCGCUGGAGCGUGGCAUCGUGUGCGUCCCGCACUACGUGCAUUACGUGUACGCGGCAAUCGUGCCACUGCGCAGCGUACGGUACUACAAACGACCGAUCAAAUCGAAGGCAAAGUUUCACAUCACCUGCGGGUAUGAAACGGUCGUGGCCACGGUGCUACUAUUCACCGGUGAAAGCGAAUCCUUCUCCUUCGCACAACAGUACGAAUACUUGGAGGAAAUGGUCGCCGGCGCCAACAGUACGCAAAGGAACGUUUUUGCGCUGCUAGAAUUUGAAACACCCAUUCUUGCGUGCCACAAUGCGCUCAUCAUUGGUUCGAAGCUAGACAGUGACGUACAUGCGGCCGAUUGCCGGAUUGCAUUUUCGGCUAGGUUGACGGACGUCAUACGGGAUAGCAAGUACGCCGAAACGGUCCUGCCGGAGCAGCUGCAAGUGUACAAACACAAAAGCAAAAGCGGCACGAUACAGCGUGUAGUCAGCGAGCAUGAGCUGAUCGCGGUGGGACUGUUUAAAAAGGCAGCCAACAACCGGCAAGCAUUCGUGGGGCUGCACAUAACACUGUCCAGCGGUGAGCGUGGCAUCAUUGAGGACACUUUCGGUGCGAGUGGGAAGGUGAAGCUGCACUUUGCGCAACCCAUUUCGGCCGACGUUUUAGAGCGAUUGCGACAGAAGGGUCCAACGACGGGCGGCGAGGAAGCGAUCAAAGUGGAACUUAACUUCAAAAAGUUUCUGUUUCGUAAAAAUGUAAAAGACAAGAAAGUGGUUCAAUAAAUCGAUUUGUUGAGAGUUUAAAUGCGAUGCAUCCAA